AUGUUUGGUAAGGCGAUUAUCUUAAUCGUGUCAAUAUUGAGUCAUCUUCUCAUUUACAACUUCAUUCGGACAUCCCUUGUUUAUAAAAAUAGAUAAGAAGUCGACCAAAUAUUGACAUACCUUAACAAAUACUUAACAAACACUUAUUAUGCACCUUCAGCCAAUCAUUCCGCAUAUAAUUCGAUUCUAGUGAAACCAGAAUAUGACUAUUGCAAAAGGUCAGAUUUAUACAAAUUUUACCACCCUGAUGUUAUAAUGACAGACACUUAUACUUUUCGCGAAGUCAAAGGUGUGAUCAGAGAGACCUUGAGAUCAUCUUAUUUUGAUUGCAUCCCUUAAAUGUACUUAAAAAUGAAAAAUUCCCAAAGUAAACAUGCUUAUUCUAAUAAAUUGAUAGCUUUAUCGAAGCAUAUUUUGCCAGAGCAAUUAACUUUGCCAUUCACUUACUACGAUUAAUUGAUUCAUAAAUUUAAAGUGGGAUAAGCAUCUCUAUGUUUAUUCUAAAAAUAUAACCAUUUGCCUUCAAGACAUGUUCUUUCUCACAAGGACAACCUCAUGAAUAAUUAAUAUAAAUAUAUCGAUUCUCUAAGAGAGAAAGGUGUUGAUUAAGAAUGUAUUUAAAAUGCAACCUUCAUUCCAAAAACCUAUCGUUUGUUUUAGAAAUAAGAUUGUAAAGAAUUUUUCGAUUAUUUGAAUUCUAAGGAAUACAAGGAUAAAAUAGCUAAAGAAGGGCCCCAAUUUAUAACCAAAGUAGGUUUAGAAGUUCAUCGAGGCAGAGGAAUCAAAGUGUUGUUUCCUGAAGAAACUAAAAAGUUGUAGGAAAAAUAUAAAAAUGGAAAAAGUUGUGGUGCAGAUCACUCUCUGUUAGUUGCACAAUAAUACAUUGGAAACCCGAUGUUGUUCAAUAAUCAUAAGAUAGAAUUUCGAAUAUAUUGGGUUCUGGCUUCGACUAAUCCAAUAAUAGCCUAUGCAUACGAUAAGACCUUAAUUAGAAGAUGCAUAGCUCCAUUUGACAAGUUCUCAUUAAACAAGGAAGCUCAUGUUUGCAAUACAGCCAUAGUGAAGAGCACUCUUAAGUAGAGAGGAGCUGAUUUGGAUUUGGAUGAUGAAAAUGCUGAUGAAUCUGAAUUGUUUAUUGAUUGGAAAUUGGAUUAUUUGCAAGACUUAUUACUUUAAUAAGGAAAAAUUAAAGACAAGAAAUGGCUCCAAAAUUAUCUCUAUCCAACAGUUGAUAGAAUGAUUAUACAUUCUAUUAAGUCAGUGGAAGACUAAAUAACAAGAGACAGUAGAUUAGCAGAGUUCUUUGCAGCUGAUUUUAUUCUGACUGAUGAUCUCAAAAUUCACAUCAUGGAAAUCAAUUAUAAUCCUCAAACAUUAAAGACUACACCUGCGAGGUAAAAGCAACAUGCGAAGAUGGCUUAGGACAUGAUUGAUAUUCAGAAUGCCUAUCUUAGGAGUAAGUACUUGAGAUUUAAGAAGAUUACUCCUUAAAAUAUAAGCUAAAAUGAAAAAAGAUUUUAAACCUCUCGAUUAAAUUAUUACACAAAAAAAUAUAGAAGAAAUAAAUGAAGCUUAUAAGGAUAAAUUGGAUUAAGGCAUAAAGAUUAAUGAAGAUAACCUUUUCAGAUUAAUAAUGGAUGAAAACUUGCCGGGAACAAAAAAAUAUAAAGAUCUAAUUUAGAAAAAAUGCUUAUGAUGUAUUAUGUGGCUAAUUGUGUAUUAAAUAAUAAAUAUUAAAAGAAAUGGAUUAA
Molecule: messenger RNA, 1751 nt
Organism: Paramecium tetraurelia
Lineage: Eukaryota; Ciliophora; Oligohymenophorea; Peniculida; Parameciidae
Exons: 3
Biological process (GO): microtubule cytoskeleton organization; protein polyglutamylation
Cellular component (GO): cilium
Molecular function (GO): tubulin binding; tubulin-glutamic acid ligase activity
Source: RefSeq, a predicted model, not a curated record